GCUGUACGGAUAGCAGCACAAUUUCAGGAACACCACGACGCGUUUGUUUGGUCUAUCACCAGCUGUUGCAACCCCUUCAUCCGUAGAAGACCGACGAAGUAUACUCAUCGAAACUUACCUGGCGUGACUACGUCUCAUAUAGGACGGACACAUAGUGCCGACGCAUCUUUCGACUGUAUCCAUAACGCCCCUAAUGAAUCCCGUAAGGCACGGCGGGUUCUGAGAGGUCUCUGGCACGAUUGUUUUCCACGACAUGCGUGGCUGCUGAUUGCAUAUAACGCGACAUGGAAUCCGAUGGAGACCAAGAAAUCCGCCAUCUCGUCGCCGACGUGACUGAGGCAUCCAGGGUCCCCGCUAAGCAACGUGCGACGAGCAUCAAGCCCACCGUUCAGAAAUUGGCCUCCAAGGCUUACGAGCACGGUCUCCUCCCCGACCCGCUGAACGAGCUGAUCGACCUGCUCACCACGCCCAGCCACCUCGAUCAGGCUAGCUUGAAUGCCCUCGUUAACAAUCUCUAUCCGGCCGCCCGCUUGUCGCCCGAUGCCGUAUUGAAGGUUGUCGGCUGCCUGGGCAAUGGGGAGCUCAAACCCCCUUUCCCGAUUCAGGCUGGCCUCCUGAGAUGGCUCGUAAUGGUGUACCAUACCAUUGAUGGACCUGCCAUUCUGUCCCAAGCGUAUCCUGUGCUCUUCAACCUGUUGGAGACCGCAGCUAUCAGACCACAGUUAUGCCAUGUCUUAGCUCUCAUCACACGACGCAAACAUGUCCGCCCAUUUAGAAUACAAGCUAUCCUGAACUUGUCGCGGCAGACAGGCAAUGACCCGGCCUUGACUGGGCUUCUGCGAAUCUACAAGGACUAUUACCCAGAAAUUAUUGUAGGCGAAGCUGUGAAGGGCAAGGCCUCAACUUUUAAGCACCCCGACUUGGCAUGGCGCGAAAGGUUAGGUGAGAUUCAGAGGGCCCAUGCUCAGAGGGCAACCAAAACCGAGUUAAGGCAUCAGAAUGGUUUCACUGUCGACCGGCACAUUUCUCACAGGGGACGGGGAGGGCGUCCUUCAGGGGUCCCUGGAGUGCACACGUCUCACGCGACCGAGAACUCGGUUACCUUGGAAGAGAUUGACAAUGUCGAGCGCUUUGUGAACAACCUGGAGAAGAUCGAGCUGCCAAAUCAGCUUGCCGCCGUCUUGGCUGAUCCCUUGCUUCAGAAACUGGUCUUGCUCAGGAAGGACCACAUCACUACGCAGAGAAUCGUUCGCUGGGUUGAGGCAGCUCUGGACGAUGUGCUCACCGGGACCGCGGAUACGAAGACUUUCGUUGACACGAUGGAAGUCCUUGAAGACUAUGUCUCCCGCGUCAAGGAAUCUCCCAACGUGAUUCUGAACUUUCUUGCCAAACUUUUUGGGUACUGGAAUGGUGUUGAUGCUCAGGAACCGAUUCUUCGGAUUCUACAGUACACACCGCUUUUGGAUUUCAAAGAACUCUACCACGCAUUGUUCGGGCCGCUCGGGAAGUGUCUACCCAACACCCUGCCAACACAGACUUUACUGCUGGAGAUGUACAGGAAUAUCCUCCGUAAUUGGACUUCCAACCUACAAUCUGUAGAAGCGGUCGCCUCAGGAACACCAUGUCACGCCAUCUUGGAACUCCAAGUCCACGUCGGAAACGUCGCUCUCACCCUCGUCCAGACCAACCCGGGCACGGCAACGCACUCCACCGCCUUGCAAUUCUACGAGCAAGUCGCCAGCACCAUGUCGAAUCCGGUCCUGGAACCCCUCCUCCGCAUCGCCAACCCACCCCGCCAACUGAUCUACCUCGUCUUCUUCUCCCCUUCUCUCGGGAACAUAUCCCGGCUCGCUGGAAUCCUGGCCAAAUACAAGACCUCGUUCGACGCCGCCAUGGCUAGAGACCGUAAGGCGUAUGGGGCCUCUGAUUUACAAACCUACAACGGGUUCCUGAUGGACCUGUGCAACUGCAUCUGGCGCGGCCGGGCCUUCAACUCCUCCGACAACCACGCGCUCGCCUGCCUAUCCUCCCCGCAGACCUCGGCGCGCUACCACCGCUACGUCGAGGACCUGGGAAUGGACCUCGUUCUGCCGGUACUGUUCGGGUUGUCGCACUCGCCCGUCCUGAGCCUCCAGUCCAUGACGUGUGUCCUCGCGCUCGAGGACGAGGCGCUGGAGAAGAACAAGAGGGCCAUCUCUACGCGACACGGUGGCCCCGUAACGCAGAGCAGCCUGCAGCGACUGGCUAGGGCCCGGGGUCUGCGGCUGGAGUGGAACGAGUACCGGCAACAGGUGCUCGUUACGCUCGACCGCCACGGCUUCGGGGGUAUCAGCGAGCUGAUGAGGAAUGUGAUAAAGGGGCGGCAGAGUGCGCCCCGUACCUCCAGCCAGCCUAGCCAGUCGAGUCAGCCGAGUUCAAAUCUAGUCUGAGUUGAUACAAAGCUGUGCUAGGUGUACUAGUACCAGGAGUGAGAUAGACUGGUAAUCAACGGAACGACAACGACAAGAUCAGCUAUCAGCUACGGUACGGAACAGUAGGGGUUCUGAAGUCGCUGCCUCAGCGCAGUUGCGCCGAAAUCAUGAAAAUUUUAAAAUGAAAAAUCUAGCAGGUAUGCCCGUUGUUGAACAAGUGCAACCGAACGCCGCGAAGAGCAAGUUGAGGAUGCCCUUGCUCAUACGACCAACCAUGAAAUAAAUGGUAUCGCCCCUAUAAAUACC
This is a messenger RNA of Sodiomyces alkalinus F11, 2717 nucleotides long. RefSeq names its product Mis6-domain-containing protein. The record is from RefSeq and is a predicted model, not a curated record. Lineage: Eukaryota; Fungi; Ascomycota; Sordariomycetes; Glomerellales; Plectosphaerellaceae. Gene Ontology annotation, cellular component: cytosol; kinetochore; nuclear body. The transcript is spliced from 9 exons. The coding region runs from base 285 to 2429 and encodes 714 amino acids.